AUGGCCCGAGCGACACGAGCUCAAGCGAGACUAGCCCCUCCUCCCGAGAUUCCUUUAAACUUCCCCAACGAUCUACCAGCUCCGUCUACAAGUCGAACUCUCCGCCCACGGUCGCGCGCAACUUCUCUUGCUCGUCCCGAAGAUGCUGGAUCGCGCUCAAGGCCAGGCUCUCGUGCUUCUUCGACGUCGCACGGGUCGUCUGCGUCUGCGUCUGUCUCGCGUUCGACCUCCAGAAUGACAUCGUUGGCACAAGCACAUCUCCCGAUGGACCAGGACAUGUCGUCUGCCGGUGGCUCGGAAAACAAUCGUGUCGAACCAACGGAACAGCCUGGAGGCAGUUCUGAAAUGAAUGUAUCGCCGUCCUCCCCAGAACAAUUCGUGCAAAGAAGUACAGUCAGACGCUGGUCUCCCCAACCGUAUGCAGCUAUAGAGGCUGCAUGGGAUGCCGCCGGCUUCGCGGGAUUUCCUCCGCUUCCAAUGAGAGGAAAUGAAGCUCUGUCACUUGCGGGUUCAAAUCACUUCCCGUCCACGGAUGCUCAUAUCUCGGAGUCCAGUUCAUAUCCCGCACCGGCCGGCCCAAGUGACGCUUCGUCUUCAUCAGGCAAAAGGAAACGAGAACACACUUUGGAUAGCGAAGACGAACCGGAGGCAACGUUCAGUGCUGUUAACUGGAACGAAGAACUUGUAGCAGGGCCGUCAUCGCUUUCAACAGCGCUCCAGUCUCCUGCGUCAAGCUCAGGAAAACGAAAACGAGACCCCGACUCUAACGGUGAAACGGAUUCGAUUCCCUCUGUCCCUCCCUCUCAAGAACCCUCCAACCUUUCGCAGCAGUCUAGUCAUGCUGAGUCAGAAAAUGAAAUAGCUGAACAGUUAUCGUUGAAUGAUGGCUAUGUCUCCGACCCCAUGUUUCUGACCCGGGUAGGUGUGCCUCUCUUGAGCCAACAAUACCCAAGUUGA
Messenger RNA from Cyclocybe aegerita, 957 nucleotides. The record is from the annotation of a GenBank genome assembly. Lineage: Eukaryota; Fungi; Basidiomycota; Agaricomycetes; Agaricales; Hemipholiotaceae.